Messenger RNA from Sesamum indicum (sesame), 943 nucleotides. RefSeq lists its product as uncharacterized. NCBI's taxonomy places the organism in Eukaryota, Viridiplantae, Streptophyta, Magnoliopsida, Lamiales, Pedaliaceae. The record is from RefSeq and is a predicted model, not a curated record.
CCUAAAGCCCGGGUCUUAUUUUACGGUCAAUAACUGGGGACAAACGCUAUAGCCCAACGACGCCGCCUCGACAGAGAGUCGCGUCGGAUUUACGCUGUGUGUUCCCGGGGCAACGAAACCCUACUACUCUUCUCAACCGCGGAUUCUGCAGCUCAUCAGAUGCGUACAUAAGAAACAUAGAGAUCAAUCAAACGUGGAAAUGAAAAGGGGACUUAGGUGGAGCGAUGGCGAGGAUGAUGCAUCGUCCUCCGAUGAUUCCUCAACCCUAGAUACCGAUACCGAAGAUAAUAAUGGGGUUUCGAAAUCUAGGAAGGGGGGUACGGAUGAAUCCUCGAAGCUCAAGCCUUCUCUAGCGGAUUCUGGAAAGAAGAAGAAAAAAGGGAUAGACUUUGAAGCUUUGAGUCGACAUGGAUAUAAAGGUGGGCUGUCAGUCUUGAGCGUGCCACCACCAAAGGAGCCAGAGCAGGAGCAGGACUGGUCGUGGUCGUCGGGGAAGGAAAAACAAGCAAACGAUGUAGAAGAAUCUUUUGAAGAUCGGCAGAAAACACGGGCUGCAAUAGCUGAUGGACAGCAGCUUUUAAAUGUUCAAACUCGGAAGGAGAAAAGGAAUGCCUCCUUUCAACAGAAAGAGAAGAGGAAAAGAGAUCUUGGCCAAGCAAGCAGAGGGAAGAACUAUGUUGAAGAAGAGAAGAGGUUGCUGAGAGACCGUGGGAUCUACUCUGGUUUUGACUCUUGAUCUGCAUGGUCUUGUUGGUCUGUCAUAUGAAAUUUCAGCAUUUCUGGUUUGGAAUUAGUGUGCUGUUAAGGAUCUGGAGUUGGCGACAAUUUGCUGUGUAAAAUUGCAAAAUUUGCUCUUGGUCGGAGCUCUUAAUGUCCCCGCAGGUUGGAAGCGAACUUUGUGUUCCCCACCACGAAUUUAAAUGUAUUAUCAACUAUUCGGUGA